Molecule: messenger RNA, 3277 nt
Organism: Coregonus clupeaformis (lake whitefish)
Lineage: Eukaryota; Metazoa; Chordata; Actinopteri; Salmoniformes; Salmonidae
Product: zinc finger protein 501-like
Exons: 3
Coding region: 1-1197 (398 amino acids)
Cellular component (GO): nucleus
Source: RefSeq, a predicted model, not a curated record
AUGAGUUUACUAAGCUACUCUCCUGCUAAAGAAGAGGUCUGCUGGACGGAGAAAGGAUCUAUCGUGAAAGACGAGAGGGAAGAGGAGGCUGUUACCGUCAAAAAAGAAGUUAAGGACGAGGCUGUUACAGUGAAAGAGGAGGAGGAUGAGGAGGAUGAGGAUUUUACUGUCACAGUGAAAGAAGAGGAAGACGUUUUUGGAGUGGAGGAGGAAGAGGGGGAGAUUACUGUCACAUUGGAAGAAGCAGAACAGAAGACUGGAGAUCUGAUUAACACCAGUAAAUACAGAGAGAAACCAGACUCUCACUCUGACAGCGGGAAGAGUCCUUCAGGGAAUCCAGACCCAGAGAUUCCCAAACCAGCGACACAACACAACUGCUCCCAGUGUGGAACGAGUUUUAAGUGGUUAUGUAAGCUCAAAGAGCAUGAGAAAACACACACAGGAGAAAAGCUCUUCCAAUGCUCCCAGUGUGAAAAGAGAUUUACCCGGUUAGGAAAUCUGAAAAGGCAUGAAGGAAUAAUACACACCGGAGAAAAACCCUACCACUGCUCUCAGUUAGGGUAUCUGCAAAACCAUGAGAAAAUACACUCUGGAGAGAAGCCUUACCCCUGUUCCCACUGUGGAAAUAGUUUUACACGGUUAAGGCACCUGAAAGAGCAUGAGAGGAUACACACAGGAGAGAAGCCUUUCCAAUGCUCCCAGUGUGGAAAGGGUUUUAUAGCGUUAGGGCGCCUGAAAGCGCAUGAGAGAAUACACACAGGAGAGAAGCCUUUCCAAUGCUCCCAGUGUGGAAAGAGUUUUACACGGUUGGGGAACCUGAAUGAACAUCAAACAAUACACACAGGAGAGAAGCCUCACCAUUGCUCCCACUGUGGAAAGAGUUUUGGCCGGAUAGGGAGCCUUAAAGAGCAUGAAAGGACACAUACGGGAGAAAAGCCUUUCCAAUGUUCCCAGUGUGGAAUGAGUUUCACCCAUUUAGUGAACCUGAAAAAUCAUGAAGUAAUACACACAGGAGUGGAGAAGACCUACCACUGCUCUCAGUGUGGAAAGAGUUUUACCCAGUUAUGGAACCUGAACAAACAUAAGAGAAUACACUCUGGAGAGAAGCCUUACCUCUGUUCCCAUUGUGGAAAGAAUUUUAGGUGGUCAUGGGACCUGAAGGAGCAUGAGAGGACACACACACGGGAGAAAUCUUAACAUUGCUCCUUAUGCGGAAAGGAUUUUACAAAGUUAGGAAACCUAAAAGAGCAUAAGAAGUAACACACAGGAGAAAAGCCUUACCAAUGCUCCCUGUGUGGAAAUACUUUUACCCAAUUAGGAGGCCUGAACUAUCAGAAGAGGACACACACACACAAAAAUACCUACCACUGUUCUCAGUGUCAAAAGACAUUUACCCGGUUAGGGAACCUGAAAAAACAUGAGAGAAUACACACACUCAGGUGAGGAUAAGACCGUCCACUGCUCCCAGUGUGGAAACAGUAUAGGUCAGUUAUGGAACCUGAAAGAGCAUAAAAAACACAUACAGCAGAGAAGCCUUAAGACUGCUCUAGUUGUGGAAAGACAUUUUCCCAGUCAGAGGACCUGAAAUCACAUGACAGAAUAGAGGCUGUGUUGUGAAAUGUGUGUUUUAUUUAUGCCACAUGAAAUCAUAUUGUUUAAAUGAAAUCAUAUAUUGAUGGAACACAAUUAUGAACCCUUUAGGUGUUCAUUUAAUAUGAUUUGGAUAUUUUCAAAUGUUAAUUAUAAAUGGAUGAGUAGAAUGUGUAUUUUCUUUAUUCUAAGCUUAACCUCUCAUGGGCGUGGCCAAAGAGCUCUAUUUUCAUGUCAUCAGACCACGCCACCGAUUCUAAUCCAAGUGCCAAUGCCGUUUAGCAAACUCCAUUCGUUUACAAUUUGUUGGAUGACGGUAGUGCGUUUUGGCAUCAAAAUAAGGAUGCAGGAGCAGAAAAGAACCCCAAACCUACUGUCAAAUAUGGUGGUAGAUCUUUGAUGUUAUGGGGCUAUUCUGCUUCCACUGGUCCUGGGGCCCUUGUUAAGGUCAAUGGCAUCAUCAACUCUACCAAGUACCAGAACAUUUUAGCCAAAACACCUGUUUGCCUCCGCCAGGAGGCUGAAACUUGGCCUCAAGUGGAUCUUCCAGCAAGACAAUAUGUCCAAACAAACAUCAAAAUCCAUAAAGAAAUUACACUCUGUUCUCUCUGAGCUGUGCAGCUUUCCCAGUACUGCCGCGCAGAAGAAAUACCAGCCCGCGUAGAGAUGCACGAGAUUGAACUUCACUCAACUUUUUACUUUACCCCGUUAGUUAACACUAUCAACGUUUCCGCUCUACUGUGGGGAUUGUGAUUAAAUCAACCGAAUAUUAGCCCCUUUCAAUGCAACAUACCAGAACAAUCAAACUAUGCAAGACUUAGUCUGUGAUUUUGUUUUAGGCAGAGAGCAUCGGAGGAGGAUUCAGUUGCACUGAAAAGACAGGAGCGGCCGUGAGUAGAUGUACUUAUUUUGAGAUCAAAGCAUGUAGCCGCACAUUUGUUCAUAUUCUUUGCUAGUUAUUGAGUUAUUAGCCCAGUGCUAGCUCAUUUCUGGAUCAGCCAUGGCGAGUGAUGGCUUCCUACGUGUACAUUUCUAGCCAUCUUUGAAAUGCAAGUAAGAUAAAAUAGCUUUUUUUAUAUCUUAAAGGGAGGCUUGAAUAAGCCAAAGUAGCCAAUAGGCUGUAAUAUAUGGGUAUGGGAAUAAUAAUGAGUUUUAUUUUUUUGAGGGAACAUUGCUCUGGUGAGAAGCCUUACCAUUGCUCCUAAUGUGGAAAGAGUUUUAACCAGUUUAGACCAUUUUAAAAUUACACGAGAGGACACAGGAGAAAAUCCCUACCACUGCUCCCAGUGUGAAGCUUUUCACCCAGUUACAGUAUCUAAAAUCACAUGACAGGACACACACAGGAGAAUCUACCACGGCUCUCUGUAUGGAAAGGGAUUUAACCGGUUAAGACAUCUGAAUAAGCAUGAAAGAAUACAUACACAGGAGGAGAAGACAUACCACUGUUCUCAUUGCGGAAAGACAUUUUCCCAGUCAGAGGACCUGAAAUCACAUGAGAGAAUAGAGAGGCUGUGUUCUGACUUAUGUUUUUGACUGAGAAUUAGUGUUUUUGUUUAUGCCACAUGAAAUCAUAUUGUGGACAUCUGUUAUUUCAAUCUGCUAUGGACAGAUUAUCCAAUAUCUGCUGUGGAGCUUUGCAGCUCCAUCAGGGUUAUCUUUGGUCUCUUUGUCAAUUAAUGCCCUCUUU